Candidozyma auris is the source of this 438-nucleotide messenger RNA. It is a transcript of the gene SOH1, whose product is annotated as mediator complex subunit SOH1. NCBI's taxonomy places the organism in Eukaryota, Fungi, Ascomycota, Pichiomycetes, Serinales, Metschnikowiaceae. Gene Ontology annotation, biological process: regulation of transcription by RNA polymerase II. The record is from RefSeq and is a predicted model, not a curated record. Bases 1 to 438 code for a protein of 145 amino acids. Gene Ontology annotation, molecular function: transcription coregulator activity. The transcript has a single exon. Gene Ontology annotation, cellular component: core mediator complex; mediator complex.
AUGCCAGACCAACCUGAUGAGCUACCCACGAGAUGGGAAGUGGAACUUGAGUUCGUCCAAUCGUUAGCAAAUAUUCAAUAUGUCAAUUUCCUAGCGCAGAACGACUACUUCAACGAUCCUUCGUUCAUCAAUUACCUCGAUUACUUAAACUAUUGGAGAAGCCCUAAGUACGCUAAGCACUUGGUCUACCCUAACUGUCUUCAUAUUUUGACGCUACUACAGAACCCAGACUUUCGCAAACAAAUCACAAAUCCCGAGCUUAUGAACAGUCUAAUGAACGAUAUGGUCAAAAAGUGGCAAGGCCUGGAGGAGAUUAUUUCAAAGCCUGAGGAGAGUGAAGGCAAGGAUACUCUGGGAGAUCCAAAUGGAGAGACUAAUCCUCAUACAAGUACACAGCCAGAACAGAAGGACACUAAUGAAGGAAGCCAUGUAUCAUAA